UAUUUCCGGGUGUAGCAGCACGCGCUGGAGGUAACUCUCGGUCAUUGCGCUUGGCAAGCAGAAACUCAGCAGUCGAUCCGGCUGUGGAGGGAAGAGACUAAACGCCGGUUGCACAUUUUGGAACCACAUAUUGGACACUUCCCCAGUCUUUCUGAAGUCCUCCGAUCCUCAGUUGAGCACAGAACAACAAACUUACUCUACCUCAGGCUUGGCCUGAUCCCUUCAUCUUUCAGUCCCCUUCAGCUUCUCAGCAUGGACCUGAGUACCGUUCUCUUGUUCCCCGUACACACAGUGGUGUGGUUGUACUCCAUCUUAAGCUUUCUGCCAUGGUACUUCCUGACUGGAGCCCAGCAAAAGAAAGUCCUGGCAAAGAGGCUCAAAUCCAAGUCGACGACCGGUCAGGCGGAUGGACCGUAUCGUUCGGUGGAUCACUUCGACUCCCUGGUAACUGUGGACUUUCCUGGAAAAGACACUCUUGAUAAGCUGUUUGACUAUGCCGUGCAGCGCUUCGGUAAAGCGGACUGCCUGGGAACCCGAGAAGUUCUGAGUGAAGAAAAUGAGCCUCAACCGAAUGGGAAAGUUUUCAAAAAGUUAAUUCUGGGUGAUUAUAAAUGGCUGUCCUAUGAGGAGAUGGACACUGUGGUCAGUCAGUUUGGGAGUGGACUGACAGCGCUAGGCCAACAGCCAAAACACACCAUCGCAAUUUUCUGUGAGACGCGGCCAGAGUGGAUGAUCACAGCUCAGGCCUGCUUCAGACGCAAUUUCCCAUUGGUCACCUUCUAUGCGACUCUAGGAGAAGAGGCAGUGACUUUCGGAUUGAAUGAGUGUGGAGUUACACACCUGGUCACCAGUAUAGAACUGCUGGAAACCAAACUGAAGAGUGUUCUUCCUCAAAUGCCCAAUCUGAAGCACAUCAUCUAUGUGGACAAGAAGGGCAUCAACACAGCAGGAUAUCCACAAGGCAUCCAGAUCCACAGCAUGGACUCUGUGCAAGAGCUGGGAGCCAAGCCAGAAAACCUGAACAGACCAAUAGUGAAGCCCGUCCCAUCAGACCUCGCUGUUAUUAUGUACACCAGCGGCUCCACUGGGAGACCUAAAGGGGUGAUGAUCAUCCACAGUAACCUGAUUGCUGGAAUGGCAGGCCAGUGUGAAAAGAUACCUGGAUUGGGACCAAAGGAUACGUAUAUUGCAUAUCUUCCUCUUGCUCAUGUCCUGGAAAUGACGGCUGAGAUCUCAUGUGUGACAUACGGCUGCAGGAUCGGCUAUUCCACACCACAAACGCUGUCUGAUCAGUCAACCAAAAUUAAGAAGGGAAGUAAAGGUGACUGCAGUGUGCUGAAACCUACUCUAAUGGCAGCCGUACCUGAAAUAAUGGACCGGAUCAAUAAGAACGUGAUGAGUAAGGUGCAGGAGAUGACCUGGGUUCAGAGAACCCUGUUCAAACUGGCUUAUGACUACAAGCUCGAGCAGAUCAAGAAGGGUUACGAUGCGCCCCUGUGCAAUAUUUUCUUUAAGAAAGUCAGGUCUUUGCUGGGUGGGAAUGUGCGUAUGAUGCUGUCUGGAGGAGCUCCUCUGUCUACCGCCACUCAGCGCUUCAUGAACAUCUGUUUCUGCUGUCCUGUUGGUCAGGGAUACGGUCUUACUGAGACCUGUGGCGCAGGCACUAUAACUGAAGUUGCAGACUACAGCACAGGACGAGUAGGUUCUCCUCUGAUCUGCUGUGAGCUCAAACUCAAAGACUGGGCUGAAGGUGGCUAUACAAAGCACGACAAGCCUCAUCCACGUGGUGAGAUCCUCAUCGGAGGUCCUAAUGUAACCAUGGGCUAUUACAGGAGUGAGAGCUGUAAUAACGACGACUUCUAUGUGGAUCAGAACGGACAGCGGUGGUUCUGCACUGGUGAUGUAGGGGAGAUGCACCCUGACGGCUGUCUUCAGAUUGUUGAUCGCAAGAAGGACCUUGUAAAACUUCAAGCUGGGGAUUACGUCUCUUUAGGUAAAGUUGAGUCGGCUUUGAAAAACUGCUCUCUCAUCGACAACAUCUGCGCUUACGCAAACAGUGACCAGAACUAUGUUAUCAGCUUCAUAGUUCCUAAUCAGAAGAAGCUGACAGCUUUUGCCAAUCAGAAGGGCAUUGAAGGCACAUGGGAAGAGAUUUGCAACCACCCGGUUAUGGAAAGGGAAGUUCUGAGAGAAAUUAAAGAAGUCGCAACUUCAAUUAAACUCCAGCGCUUUGAAAUACCAGUCAUGGUCCAUCUGAGUCCAGAGCCUUGGACCCCUGAAACGGGCCUGGUGACGGACGCAUUCAAACUGAAGAGGAAGGAACUGAAGAACCACUAUCUCAAUGAUAUCGAAAGAAUGUAUGGCCACAAGUAGGACCUUUAUCACAGCCAAAGACAUCUUCAUCAGUUCCUCACCGUGCAACAUUGCUGUAUAUCAAUAAAUGUUAAAAAACACACAUUUUGCCACAGCUUUCACCACUGCCCGUUGUUUAGUGAUACACACAAGGAUGAACAAUGUUGACAAGCCGUUGGUCCGAAUUUUUAUUCUUGAGCUUUGUGGGAUUUCGUUCAGAGCUCUGUUGUCUCUGCUGUGAAAUAGUUUACAAUUAGAGUUGUAGAUGAGAUUGAGAACUGUUGGACAAGGGACGAUAUUCAUCUUAUCCAGCAUGAAGUAUCCACUAAUUUAUCAUUUUAGUAUACAAAAGGAGUCUCUUGUAAAGAGGAUUUCAACCAUACAACAGCGAUAUACUGCCAUCACCUCGUGCUUUUUUUUUCCCAAUAGGUGUGAAAUUUCUUUUUCUUUGUGAAAACAAAAUGUUAAUUUUCCUUGGUUUGAUAGUAAAACUGUAACCGCUAGCUGAGGUGAAGUAAUUGCACUGCAGAAUUGAGCCUCCUUUUAGAGGCAACAAGUAUAGUGAUGUUUCUGUGCCUUCUGAUUGGUCACUAUUUUAAGCGUUUACUUUUUAUUGGCUGUAAAUUUUAAUUCUAUUCUGCGUGUUCCAUCCAUGCAAUGCAUUAUUGUCUUCAUAAUGGUUUACAAACCAUGUUCUUUGCUGUUUACUAGUGAGACAUGUUGUUGUUAUUCACAUAUUUGUUUAUGGAAUGACUCAGGGCAGGUUGAAAUGACCAGGAAGUGGUUGUGUUUCUUAUUUGGGCUGAAUUUAAAGGAAGGGAUUUCUUCUUCUUUUUUUUCUUUUUCUUUUUGGAAUAACGUUCCCCUCUAAUGCCACAGUGUCAAGUUUGUAUUGCAUCUGUGUCAUUUUUUUAAACCACUCAUUUUUUUAUGCUAACAGUGUCUGAUUGUCACAAACUCUUGUCUCUUUCAAAUUCCGCUUCUGCAGGCUUUUACUAUAUUUGGUAAUGUCAUUAAACCACUUGUCAAUACUUAAUGCAUAAAGUUUUUAAAUUAUGCGCCAGAAUAUGAAUCUUGCCAAUAAUAUUGUGUUCUGUAUAUUAAUUUAUUUGGUUCAAAUUGUACAUUUCAUUUUCACCCUUGUUAAUUUAUUUUUGUUUUAUUUUGAAAGUAUGAUUUGUACUGGUAUUGUAAUCGGUCACAUCUUUGCUUGUUUUAUUCAAGGAGGUGUAUUUUAAUUAUAAUCAUUUUGUCAUUUGCACUGUUCUUUUUGUCAGGGAGUUUUAGCCAUUGUUAAAUUAAUAGCCAUUAAUCAAAAAAAAGUCCAGCAGUUACUACUACCCUUCUGAAAUGAUCUUUCCUCCACGGCCUUCAUGGUUCCUAUCACCACCAUAAGCAAAACUAUACAGCAGUCAAGUAUUUGCAUUGAGAAAUUGUAAAUUUGCUUGUAGAAUGUUUUAUGAUGCUUAUUUAUUAUUUGUCACUGUAUGUAAUAUUCACUGGGGACAAGUAAAAUUGUUUUCUACUCA
This is a messenger RNA of Pimephales promelas (fathead minnow), 3881 nucleotides long. It is a transcript of the gene acsl4a, whose product is annotated as acyl-CoA synthetase long chain family member 4a. The record is from RefSeq and is a predicted model, not a curated record. Gene Ontology annotation, molecular function: arachidonate-CoA ligase activity. Gene Ontology annotation, biological process: long-chain fatty acid metabolic process; long-chain fatty-acyl-CoA metabolic process; neuron differentiation. Lineage: Eukaryota; Metazoa; Chordata; Actinopteri; Cypriniformes; Leuciscidae. Gene Ontology annotation, cellular component: lipid droplet; plasma membrane; endoplasmic reticulum.